Messenger RNA from Aspergillus calidoustus, 543 nucleotides. NCBI's taxonomy places the organism in Eukaryota, Fungi, Ascomycota, Eurotiomycetes, Eurotiales, Aspergillaceae. The record is from the annotation of a GenBank genome assembly.
AUGAGAAACAAACCCCGCAUCUCCAUAACUUUGCACCCCCGCGGCAAAAACUCCCUAGGCGAGAACCGCCGCCGUCUCCACUACGCCGCAUACCACUGGGGCAUCCUGAUUUCUCCCAAGAAUUUCAAGUCCAACGAUGGAGAGCACACCCAUUUCGACGUCACAGACUCCCUAUUUGUCCAUGCGGCCACAGGAGAAGCGAGCGAUGACUGGCGAUUCAGGGAACGCACGAGUCGAGACCCGGAUGUUGAGUUUCAGAUUCUCGUAAAGGUGCUUGUUGGGAAGCUUGAUACACAGUCUGUGACUGUUAAAGAGGUGGAGAGGAGAUUGAGAGAGGUAUACUUGCCAAGAAAUGGAGGAGAUAUGGGCAAAAAUUGUGUGAGUUGGACGAAGGAAGCGGUUGGGGUGUUGGUUAAGAUGGGAGUUUUAGGAGGGUUUGAUGUUCAAAAGGUCAUGGAUGAGGCCUUGGAGUUUGCUGAUUGUUGCUUGAGAGAGCAGAAGGGUCUGGGAAAUGUUGUAGAUCAUAUAGAAAAAAGGAAAUGA